Messenger RNA from Ostertagia ostertagi, 1815 nucleotides. Lineage: Eukaryota; Metazoa; Nematoda; Chromadorea; Rhabditida; Trichostrongylidae. The record is from the annotation of a GenBank genome assembly.
AUGUCUAACUUGCGUGGGCACAAGAGCCGUUUAACAUCAGCGGUCGGUACUCUUUCAAAGACAAUUUCCUCUGUCGAUUUAACUUAUUUAACUUCCUUAGAUACUUCAACGGCACCAGAGAUCCAGCUCCGAGAGAUCAUCCGUCGCAGAGCAACAAUUACUGGCAAAAAGUUUGCCAUCCAACGUGCGUUGGAAGUCGUGAAAGAGCGCUACAAUGCUCUCAUGCUUUUUGUGCAAAGUCGGGAAGAUAGCUCUUCGCUAAGCGAAGAAAUCGAUCAGUUUUGGAGCCAACUUUAUGGCGAAAAGUUUGAGCAAGACGCGACAGAAACAAUACUGGCGCUCGACACCCAACUCACCAUAGACGAACUUAUAGGUUUGUUGCGACUAGUCUUGAACGUCGACUCCAUGUCUAACUUGCGUGGGCACAAGAGCCGUUUAACAUCAGCGGUCGGUACUCUUUCAAAGACAAUUUCCUCUGUCGAUUUAACUUAUUUAACUUCCUUAGAUACUUCAACGGCACCAGAGAUCCAGCUCCGAGAGAUCAUCCGUCGCAGAGCAACAAUUACUGGCAAAAAGUUUGCCAUCCAACGUGCGUUGGAAGUCGUGAAAGAGCGCUACAAUGCUCUCAUGCUUUUUGUGCAAAGUCGGGAAGAUAGCUCUUCGCUAAGCGAAGAAAUCGAUCAGUUUUGGAGCCAACUUUAUGGCGAAAAGUUUGAGCAAGACGCGACAGAAACAAUACUGGCGCUCGACACCCAACUCACCAUAGACGAAGCACAAAUAUCACGCACGCCGCAGCAACUCUUGCUAUUUCAGAUUCUCCUGGUCGCCUCAAUUCGUCUAGCGACCCCCCGUCGGAAUCUAACAGGGAAAAUCCGCAUCAGCUAUCGUUUAACUACUCCACCCCUCAUCAGUCGGUUUCCCCUCGUGCAGCCUAUUCAACUCCGCAGGUUGGAAUUGCCGACGUUUGAUGGAGACGUCACACAGUUUCAUGAUUUUUGGUGCCGCUUUAAAGCUGCAGUGCAUGACAAUGACUCGCUCUCUCUUGCAACCAAGUUUAUUUACUUGACCAACUCUCUCAGAGGACCUGCUGCGCUCAUCAUACAAGGGUAUGACCCUUCAAAGUCGGAAAACUAUCACCUUGCGGUUCAAACUCUCAAAAAACGUUAUGAUCGCCCGCAGUUUACUCAUAAUCUAUUUCAUCACAAAUUAGAACAACUUCCUACUUCUUCAAUUUCAGCUUCUUCACAGCGAGACACCCUUUCGCACAUCCAAUCUUAUGUUUUACAACUUAAUCGCUUUGAGGAUACAACAACGUCAUUGUCUCUCAUGAAACUCAUCAGGAAGAAAUUUCCACGUGACACGCAAAUGGAGGUUAAUAAACUUGAGCACAGAUCAGGCAAGAUUUGGACGCUCCCAGAGCUUCUGGAUGGCUUCAAUGAAGUCAUCGAGGAACUUGAACAGCUGGAAGAUCAUCAGCAUCCCAUAAUCAAUCCUAAGACAAGAAAACAACACCCUGUCGUUAUUCUGCUAGACACUGGAGCACAAACCAGCUUUAUCAGUAAAGCAGCAGUCGAAGAACAUCAGCUUGACGUGUUUGAGCAAGAUCUACUUACCACAUAUUCGUUUGGAGCUGUGAGCACAACAGAACACUCUGGCAAGUCCUACAUCACUUUAAUUGAUCGACACAAUCAGCCGAUAUCGCUUGUGCUGCACACCAAAGAUAGGCUUACUAUUCCAUCUCCACCGACUCGUUUAACGGAAGAAGAUCGAGAAAUCCUUCGUUUACUCAAUGUGUCGCUGCAUUCGCUUACAGCC